Messenger RNA from Cololabis saira (Pacific saury), 2782 nucleotides. RefSeq names its product solute carrier family 44 member 4 (gene slc44a4). Gene Ontology annotation, molecular function: thiamine pyrophosphate transmembrane transporter activity. Gene Ontology annotation, biological process: choline transport; thiamine pyrophosphate transmembrane transport. Lineage: Eukaryota; Metazoa; Chordata; Actinopteri; Beloniformes; Belonidae. The coding region runs from base 172 to 2328 and encodes 718 amino acids. The transcript is spliced from 22 exons. The record is from RefSeq and is a predicted model, not a curated record. Gene Ontology annotation, cellular component: plasma membrane.
GCUCCUGUCGUCACCACUUAGUUACCAGCGUCAAGGAAGGCAAAGAUUUCCUCGCUGGGACGCACUGACCUCGCCUAAAGUCCCGUUUAUGUGUCGUUUUGUAAAGUUUUAAGCUCUAUUUUCAGCAGCGGGAGGUGUUUUUAAGAGUUUGGGAGUCGGUUGAGGCUGAACAUGGGUAAAAAAGCAAAGCAGGAACAAGACGAACCUGCAGAGUAUGACCCAAAUUUCAAUGGACCCAUAAAGAAAAGAGGCUGCACUGAUAUAAUCUGCUGUAUUCUCUUUUUGGUUGUUCUCCUUGGAUACAUAUUCGUUGGGAUUUUAGCGUGGCUCUAUGGAGACCCUCGACAUAUUCUCUAUCCAAGAAACUCAACUGGGUGGUUCUGUGGUAUUGGACCAAAUGAGGGCCGACCCAACUUGUUUUACAUCAAUGUUAUUAAAUGUGCCACAUCUGUUAAUGUCAUGGCAACUGCUCUUAACGGUUUUCAGUGUCCAACCACACAGGUGUGUGUAGAAGAAUGUCCCUCUGAGUUCUGGGCUGUGGGAGUAACAGACUACAUCCCUGAUGUGAAGCCAGAAGCUGUUUUUAAUCAAAGUCUGUGCGCUCCAUCAUUGAACCUUUCAAUGACUGAACUGACAGUAAAAGACAUUGUGGAGAAGGAGCUGUGUCCUUUAUUCUACACUCCUACAACCCCAGUGUUGGGGAGAUGCCUGCCUGAUAUCUCAGCACUGGGGGGGGUCGAUCCAGAUUUCAGUGUUCCAGGCUUUUCUUCAUUGAACGAAACAGUCGGCCUCAUCAAAAACGGCACAGGGGACAUUCUCAACAGUUUCAGUGCCAAGGACAUUGGGAUUCGAAUCUUUGAGGAUUUUGCAUCGGCGUGGCCUUGGAUCCUCUUGGGUCUGGUGAUAGCGAUGCUGGUCAGUAUGUUGUUCCUGCUGCUGCUCCGGUUCACUGCUCCAGUCAUGGUGUGGGUGCUCAUCGUAGGACUCCUGGGUGCUGGUGCAUACGGAAUAUGGCACUGCUACUGGGAGUACGAUAACUACAAACAAAUAUCUGCUUCUAUCAAUGAUGUCGGUUUCACCACCAACUUCGAGAUUUAUCUGCAAGUCCAAGAGACCUGGCUGGCUUUCUUAAUAAUCAUAUCUGUGGCGGAAGCGAUCAUCCUUCUGACCGUCAUCUUUCUCCGGACCAGAAUCCUCAUAGCCGUCGCUCUUAUUCAGGAGUCCAGCAAAGCCAUUAGCCACAUGAUGUCUGCUCUGCUGUACCCUCUGGUCACCUUCGUCCUCCUGCUGGUCUGUGUCGCCUACUGGAGCGCCACUGCCAUAUAUUUAGCCACUUCAGGAGACCCAGUCUACAAAGUGGUGGCUCUGAACUCGUCUGAAAGCGGCUGUGAGGGCGUUAACGGCUCAGUGAGCUGCGAUCCGCAGAACUUCACCUCAUCAGAUUACCCAUCAUGCUCGUCGGCUAGCUGCAUCUUCAUCAAAUACAACGAAGAGGGUCUUUUCCAGCAGAACCUCUUCAACCUGCAGAUCUACAACGCCGUUGCUUUUCUCUGGGUUGUGAACUUCGUCAUCGCCCUGGGCCAGUGCACCCUGGCCGGGGCCUUCGCCUCCUACUACUGGGCCUUCACCAAACCCAACGACAUCCCCACCUUUCCUGUGUUCAGCAGCUUUGUUCGUUCACUCAGGUAUCACGUUGGCUCAUUAGCGUUCGGUGCUUUAAUCCUGACGCUGGUGCAGAUAGUGAGGAUGCUGCUGGAGUACAUUGACCACAAAACACGAUCGGCCCAGAAUGCAUUGGCACGUUUCAUCUUGUGCUGCAUGAAGUGCUGCUUGUGGUGUCUGGAGAAAUUUAUCAAGUUCCUCAACCGAAAUGCUUACAUCAUGGUGGCCAUUUAUGGGACAAACUUCUGCGUCUCAGCCAAAAAUGCUUUCAAGCUGCUCAUGAGAAAUAUAAUAAGGGUUGUGGUGCUGGAUAAAGUGACGGACCUCCUCUUGUUCUUUGGGAAGCUUCUGGUGGUGGGAGGUGUAGGUGUGCUGGCCUUCUUCUUCUUCUCCGGACGAAUUGUGCUUCCAGGCAACACGUUCCGCUUUGAGAUCCUCAACUACUACUGGAUGCCAAUUAUUACGGUGGUUUUUGGCAGCUACCUGAUAGCUCACGGAUUCUUCAGCGUGUACAACAUGUGUGUCGACACACUCUUCCUCUGCUUCUUGGAGGACUUGGAGCGCCACGACGGAUCCCUGCAGAAACCCUACUUUAUGUCCAAAAACCUCAUGAAGAUCCUCAACAAGUCCAACAAACAAAUAAAAAAGGGUAAAGGGAAGGAAUGAUGUUCAUGAAAGCCUCCACAUGUUCAGGAAGUCUUUAUUGUAGCUUUAUAGUCUUUGACUAGCACUCCAUUUCCUCCAAACACGUUUACCAAAACUGAUUUGCUAAUUUUACACAUUUCAAUGACUUUAUAUUUUUACAUUUGUAGGAUUUGUGAGUGUGGAUGUGAGAUGAGUGAUUAUGUGGAAUCUUAUUCUAAAAAGGGAACUGUGACAGAUUGCCUUGUUUUGAAAAUCAUGUCUUACUUAGUUUGAUUGUUCAUUGUUUUAAAUGUGUAAAUACUUUUACAGAUGUUUUAAACCUUUUAUUUUUUGACUCGCAAAAUGUUAUUUCAUAUAUCGAAUAACUAAAUUUCCUGUAAUGUAACCUUAGAAACUUGUAAAAAUGUUUUUAUUUAAAAAAGAAAAAAAAGGCAUACUUUUGAAAAUUGUAAAAUAAACCUUUGAAUAUGACAAA